Molecule: messenger RNA, 1247 nt
Organism: Seriola dumerili (greater amberjack)
Lineage: Eukaryota; Metazoa; Chordata; Actinopteri; Carangiformes; Carangidae
Product: testicular acid phosphatase homolog
Exons: 11
Coding region: 1-1161 (386 amino acids)
Biological process (GO): peptidyl-tyrosine dephosphorylation involved in inactivation of protein kinase activity; lysosome organization; negative regulation of ERBB4 signaling pathway
Cellular component (GO): lysosome; postsynaptic membrane
Molecular function (GO): receptor tyrosine kinase binding; protein tyrosine phosphatase activity; acid phosphatase activity
Source: RefSeq, a predicted model, not a curated record
AUGACUUUUAAGGUGUUCCGACAUGGGGAUCGAUCGCCCAUUGAGUCAUAUCCCAGGGAUCCUCAUGGGGAGGACGUGUGGGCUCAGGGCUUCGGGCAGUUGACUGAGCUGGGCAUGAAACAACAUUUUGAGCUGGGCAGGUUUCUGAGGAGGCGCUAUGGAAACUUUCUCAGUGAAGACUACGACAAUAAAGAGUUAUAUGUUCGGAGCACUGACUACGACCGCACUCUGAUGAGUGCCCAGGCCUGCCUCGCUGGGAUGUUUCCCCCAACCAGACGCCCGCCUCCCAUCAUGCCCCAGUUACUGUGGCGGCCUAUUCCAGUGCACACCAUCCCCAGGGCUCAGGAUAAGCUGUUGAAGUCUCCAGGCAAAGACUGUCCAAGGUUCAGAGAGCUGAUGACGGAGACUUUUGAGAGUGAGCCUUACCAGAGGUUCCUGAGGGCUCACCAGUAUUUUGUGGAGGGACUCUCCAACCACACUGGCUACCCUGUGUCCAAACUGGUUGGCAAAAAAAUAUGGAGGGUCUAUGACACUCUCACCUGUCAGAGGAUCCAUAACUUGACUCUCCCACGCUGGGCCACCCAAGACGUUCUGGACACCCUGAAGAGGAUUGCAUCCUUUGAGGUCAUGUACAGCAUCCUCAGCCACAAGAGGAAAGAGAAGGCCCGGCUCUCGGGAGGGGUCCUACUGAACGCCAUCCUGAGGAAUUUCUCCAGGGCUGUAGAACAAAGGAGCCCUCUCAAAUUCAUUAUGUACUCAGCUCAUGACUCGACACUCAUCACCCUCCAGGCGGCUCUGGACGUGUACAACGGCCUUCUUCCUCCUUACGCUGCCUGUCAGCUCUUUGAGUUCUACCAGGAGUAUGAUGGGUCCUAUUCAGUGGAUUUGUAUUACCGCAAUGACUCCUGGCGCGAACCCUAUCCCAACCCUGUGCCAGGAUGCAACGGGCUGAACCCCUGCCCUUUGUCCUUGUUCAGUGAGCUGCUGCGGGACGUGGUUGCAGAGGACUGGGAGGUUGAAUGCGGGUUCAGGACAAAAUGGUCAGGCACAGGUGUCAUAACAGCUCUUGCAGUGGCCGUGGGUCUCCUGGCAGUGGCGCUGUUGCUCAGCAUAGGAGUGGCAAUCCACAGGAGGAGAGGCCACUACUCCAGGGAGGUGUAAUGCAGGAGACUGGCGCCGAAAAUACUAAAAGCAGAGACUUGAGAGCACUCAAAUUACAAAGUUGAGUCAGCUCCUCCUCCUCCUCC